AUGCAGAGAUUGCUACAGUCAAAGCGUCAGUGUCAUAUGCUGUCUGGUGUCCUUCUAGUUCCUGAUACCGUGGUGGCCAAUUAUUCCCUCCCACAGGUGAUGGUCCCUGCCUACUCGGGCAUUAAAGUCACCAAUGAGCUUGUCGUUGGUGGUCGCUCUCUGGAUGGUAUGGUCGAGCUGGGUGUAAAAUUUGGCUUUGUCUUCAUCAGCUUCCCUGAUGCUGCCCUCCUCGGGCAGUCUAGUCUUGCUGAGAGCCGCCACAUCUAUGUUGAAUCAGGCAAGCACCUUGCAAACGAGGGCUGUGCGUCUUUCCGGGCAGCAACAGGCAUUCUGUCAUUUCUUUUUCUUUUCUUUCUUUCACCUAUUUUCAUCCUUUCACCUCCAUCAUCACCACCCAAGUCCUAUGGUGAUAGCACCAUGAGCAGGCUUGGAAUGCUGGAAGCCUUCAGUCUGCAACUGCACACAGGUGGCAGGUCAAAGAUGGUCACUUUUGGGUGA
Messenger RNA from Acanthosepion pharaonis, 498 nucleotides. Lineage: Eukaryota; Metazoa; Mollusca; Cephalopoda; Sepiida; Sepiidae. The record is from the annotation of a GenBank genome assembly.